Molecule: messenger RNA, 3254 nt
Organism: Epinephelus moara (kelp grouper)
Lineage: Eukaryota; Metazoa; Chordata; Actinopteri; Perciformes; Serranidae
Gene: impact
Product: impact RWD domain protein
Exons: 11
Coding region: 121-1086 (321 amino acids)
Biological process (GO): regulation of translational initiation
Cellular component (GO): cytoplasm
Molecular function (GO): protein binding
Source: RefSeq, a predicted model, not a curated record
UGUUUACUUCCCCACAUGCAGACUGCUCCUCAACAUGUAGUUCAUGUGACUUAAAUUAUAUAUAAUCUGUGUUUUUUCACUGAUUUAUUUUCAUAUUUUCUGUAGCCGACACUUGAACUGAUGGCCGACAUCUUACAUCCGGGGAAUGAAGGAGAUCUACAGGCUCAAAUCGAAGAGGUCGAGGCUCUGUCUUCCAUCUACGGGGAUGAAUGGUGCGUUAUAGACGAAGCAUCCAGAAUAUUUUGCAUCAAAAUAUCCGACGACUUGGAUGAGCCAAAACUGACAGCAUGUUUGCAGAUAAUUCUCCCACCUGAUUACCCGAGUGUCGCCCCGCCCAUCUACCAGAUUAAUGCCGCGUGGUUGCGAGGCCCCGAGAGGACCAAAUUGGCAAACAGCCUGGAAGACCUCUAUGUGGAGCAUGUGGGGGAGAGCAUCCUCUAUCUGUGGGUGGAGAAAAUUAGAGAGUUCCUCGUGGAGAAAUCCCAGAGCUCAGACACAGUGGAUCACCAAGAGAAGGUGAACAUGACAGCUGAGGAAGAAGUGGAUGAUGAUGACGAUGAUGACAUACCAGACUUCAGGACUCUCAGGCUGAACACAGAGAAUGCACAUCUGUUCAUGGAUCAUAAAAACGAUGAAGAGCUACCUCCCAUAAAACAUGGAAAUACCAUCACAGACCGACGCAGUACCUUCCAGCCUCACUUAGCACCCGUGGUGACUCCCAGACAGGUUAAAAUGGUCCUGGAGAAGCUGUGUGAGAACAAGAAGAUUGCGAGUGCCACUCAUAACAUUUAUGCAUACAGGAUUUACUGCGAGGACAAGCACAGCUUUCUGCAGGACUGUGAAGACGACGGCGAGACGGCCGCAGGGGGGAGAAUGCUCCAUUUACUGCAGAUCCUGGACGUGCGUAAUGUCAUGGUGGUCGUGUCUCGAUGGUACGGAGGUAUUUUGUUGGGUCCCGACCGCUUCAAACACAUCAACAACUGUGCAAGAAACAUCCUGGUGGAGGAAGGAUACACUGCCUCCACGGAUGAGGCCACCAAAUCUGGAGCGAAGGCCAAAAGGACAAAGAUCAAGAAGACGAAAUGAAUUUCUGAAGAGAGAAAGACUUUUAUUCAAACACAUUUUCGUAGUGUUGUGAUUCAGGUGUGUCUUAAAGGUCUAGUGUGUCGGAUUUAUGGGGUUAUGUUGACAAAAAUUGAAUACGAGUAUGUUUUCUUAAGUGUAUAAUCACCUGAAAAAAAGAAUUGUGUUUUUGUAUCUUAGGAUCAGCCAUCAUAGCUAGAAGCCCCUCCACAACGAGAGCAUCGGAAAAACAACAAUUUUUAAUGUGAAAGUGAUUUAUUCAGCGUUUUUAGGGGUUCAAAUCACCAAGUCUGUUUGUUUUGGAGACGAAGAGACCUCCGGUAAAAACCUCCUGAACGUCUGGUUCUGAAAAAGGUGAGGGCACAUUAGCAGUUGCUAGGCGGAGUUGCACUUUUGAGGGUUUACUCGCGAGAAAGCCAAAGAAUUAGUACAUCAUGACAAUGUAUAGUGUCUGACAAACAUGCAGUUUAAGUUGACACACCUACAGCUCUCCAAUACACAUUAAAAGGUGCUUCCUGUCACUUAAGCAACGGUUUUCCUGUUAUUCAGACAACUGGCUCGGAGAACAAUUGCUUCUCCUCACAUAACCAAGUUUGGCCAGAAUCAAGUCACAUCAGGAUAACAAUAGUCCAGUCACGCACACCUUAUAUUACAGGAUAAGAGUUUACGCUAGGUCAUUUACAGUAUAGCAUCCUGUCUCAGACAUGCCAAACAGUGUUGGACAAACACUGAUCUGUAACAUGAAAAUGCUUUAUCCAGUGUUUUUACCAGUUUUUAUCACCUGGUCUGUUUGUUUUGGGGAGGAAUAGACCACUGCGGAUAAGUCGGCUCCUGGUAAAAACCUCCUGAACAAAGAACACUGAGGGAAUUUCAACCAGGAGAAGUUUCAGCUGGUUGCAAUAUGCAGUCAUCACCACUAGAUGCCACUAAAUACCCCUAAAUCUUACACACUUUUCCUUUAAUAACAACAACCAGGGAUUUCUUGCAACUAGAAAUAAUUGACUGAAAAUUAUGACGGACUUUAUAUUGCACCGUUUUAUGUGAGGAGUCUUGAAAUGAAAUGUUUACAGUACAUAUUUUCAUUAAAACAAACAUGAGAUUUGUACUAAAAAUCCUAGAGUGAUCAGUCUCCAUUUUAUAAGACAGCCACAUCAUUACAAGCUUCAAUGGAGGAUUUUGUUCAGGAGAAGACAUCUUUAUUCCAUCAUUCAUUUUAAAUCGUAAUGUUCCAUUCCGUCCUGAUGUAAAUGUGUGAAUACUUGUCCUUGUACGUGUUAAUUCAGCUUUCAGCCGAAUCGGCAUGUGAAUGAAAUUCAUACACAAUUCAUUCAGCGUUUCUAAGAAACAUGAUCACGGCUCAGCAAAAUGAAGUUCACUGAGGUUUAUUGACGCUCUCAUACUCAUACACACAUAAUUCACAUGCCCGUUGUCCUCAGUGCAUUGCACAUCCAGUUGAAGAUUGCUAAAUAUUCAACUUUUCACAGUAGUGUGUUCUACUGAAGCUUUUACCCCACAUCGGCUCCUGUGGGAUUUUGCCUCACCUCUCCGUUUUGGUGUCACUUGAUCCCUGGAAAGACACGUUCUGCAUAUUAACCACUCCAGGGUUGGCUUUUGGCAGCAGAGGGCUACUUUCUAAAAAUAUCCAGGGCUCGUACCUGGCAGUGUUUUCACCACUAUUACUUGACUGUUGUGACAUAAAGAAUAAAAGUCUUUUAUCUCUGUGUUUAGUUAUCUUGAGGGAAUAAAACCAAUAAGUACAUCUCAUUGGAGUGAGAACACAAAUGACUAACAACAGGCUGAGAUUCCUGAAAUUUACUCCAUGUCUGUGUACAAAGCUGCCUGCGCAUUCUAGCCAUUGAGAAUAAUUACAGCUAAUUCACUUAAUAGAGCUGUUUCUCCCUGACAAGCUGUCAUGCCAAACCCAUCAUCUCAGCCCUUAAUUAUGUUUUUUAGAGGCUUGUGAGGAACUCAUGAAGCUAAAAUAAUACGCGGGGCUGAGAAUAAUGAGCUUACUUCAAUUUAAAAUUUAAUCCAUACAGGAGAAUAUGGGAGAGCCGAAGACUUUGAUUGUUGCAGCAAAAUCAAAAAAUGUACAUUUCCUUUCAAAGUAUGCAAGUAUGGAAACCAGGAGUGUUCAGUUAAUGAGGAAAAUAAUAAAAUAUAUGAAUACA